Messenger RNA from Anopheles arabiensis, 4929 nucleotides. RefSeq names its product probable E3 ubiquitin-protein ligase makorin-2. The record is from RefSeq and is a predicted model, not a curated record. Gene Ontology annotation, biological process: protein polyubiquitination. The transcript is spliced from 3 exons. Lineage: Eukaryota; Metazoa; Arthropoda; Insecta; Diptera; Culicidae. Gene Ontology annotation, molecular function: ubiquitin protein ligase activity; metal ion binding. Bases 1066 to 2652 code for a protein of 528 amino acids.
UUUUCGAAUUGGCAAAAAUUACAUCAACACACUACUAAAUCUUAUUUUGUAUUUUCCUUAGUUAUUCGGUAUUAAAGGAUUAUAAAUCUUGUAUGGUGUUCAUAGAACACUUUAAGGAAUACAUUUUGAGCAUUGGAAUGUAUCUUUGCAGUGAAAUAAUGCUUUUAUAGAAAGUGCCCAUUUUGCCUGUUGAGUCGGUUUCUCUCCGAUUCCGGUUGACUCCGAUCGACUCUGGACGAUUCCAACUCGAAAUGACUCCGGGAGAAUCCUAGUCUGGGUGGAACUAGUGGUUCCCAUUUUGCCGGAGCCGGAGUCGAAUAGGAGUUGUAGGUGCGCUCCAAAGAGCACAUCACUACCACACACACACACUGACUCGCACAAACGUUCCAGUAAUGUUGCUCUUAACCAAAAAAAAUAUUAAAAAUCCUUUUUUUUUUUUUAGGGUAACAAACAGUACCAAUUGGGGCUGACAAUUGAGGCACACGGGAACAUUACUGGCAAAAACAUCCCAAAAAUCAAGCAAGAAAAAAAGCAAUACAAUUUACUAAAAUGCAAAUGUUUGCAUAUGUGUGUUGCACACAUACAAACGUCAUGUUGCAGCAUCGGCUGUGCUGCCCAUAAUGCUGCCCCGUUCAGCCACACUGUUCCCUUCUUUGUGUGUGUGUGUGUGUGUGUGUGUGUGUGAGUGGCUGUGAUCAAAGAUUGAGGAAAAACAAGAUGAAAACGAAAUGACAGCAAGCAAGAGAGAUGGUUCUGGUUGGCAGCUGGCGAAAGCUGCUGCUCAAGGGAGAGCUGACGAUGUCCAGGAAACAAAGAGGGCUGAAAGCCUCCUUUCAUCGGCCGCGUGAAUGACAUUGUCGUCGUUGUUGUUGUUGUUCGAGGAGGUACAGGAGGAAAAAGUUGGCCAACAAUUACCGCUCCCUGCUUCUGGUCAACUUACGGCAGGGUUUCCAAUAGCGCCCCGUCAAUCAUCAAAGUAGGCCUGCACUAACAUCAACUCACUGUAGCAGCAACAGAGCCACAACCACCACCACGACCACGAGUAGGCCCCAGAUACUGGCCGCGAUGCCGUGGGUGGCACCGUUGGACAAUGCGGCCGCCGCACAGAUCGUCUGCCGGUUCUACCAGUACGGUGCGUGCCGGUUUGGCAGCACCUGCCGCUUCAUACAUCCCGCCGCCGAGCCGGCCACACUCGGCAGCAGCUGCAGCAGCAGCAGCAGUAGCAGCACCACCAGCAGCGGCAGCAGCUAUCACACCGGCAACAGUAUCAGCGACGGCAGCAGUCCGGCCGACAGUGCACCGGCACCGAAGGCCAGCGCGGGCGCCGCUGCGCCCAACACCGAACAGAGCAGCCAUACAGGCGCCGUCGAUCUGUCCCGCUGGAUCGAUGCGCCCGUCUUUGUGCCGAAGGCGAAGCUUCCCCUCGAACAGCCGCCCCAACCGCCACAGCAGCAGCAGCAGCCGCGAAAGAACAAGCGAAAGAGCGACCGUCGCACAGUGGUGGUGGACGAGCUACAGCAGCAGCUGCGUCGCACAGCGAUGGACAAGUCACAGCAGCAGCAGCAAGCGGAGCAGGAGGUAGAGGACACAGAGGAGAAGCCGGACGUGGACGGGCUGGACAACGAGGCCGACAAUGAGGCGGACAACGAGGAAGAGGAGGACGAGGAGGAGGAGCUGGAAGAAGUAGAAGAAGAGGUGGAAGAGGAGAACGAUAGUGGUGGUGCGGUCGGUGGGCUUGCCGCCGACGCCGCCGGCUCGCCCCUGCUUUCCUACGCGAACGUCGUCACGAUGAACAACAACCACAACGGCACGGAGCCGGAGGUGGGGCCGGCCGGUGAGGUGCGGCUCUGCGCCCACUACGAAAAGCACGGCCUCUGCCCGCUCGCCGACUGCGUGCACGUGCACGGCGAGCUGUGCGAGCUCUGCCAGCGGUACUGUCUCGAUCCGCGCGACCGGGAGCAGCAGCGGCGCCACAACGCCGACUGCAUCCGGGAGCACGAGCUGGAGAUGGAGCACGCGUUCGCGGUCCAGCGGUCGCGCGACAAAUCGUGCGGCAUCUGUCUCGACGUGGUGAUGGAGAAGCGGGCCCGGGAGCAGCGGUUCGGCAUACUGCCCAACUGCAAGCACACCUUCUGCCUGAGCUGCAUCCGCACCUGGCGCAAGGCGACCAACUUUGCCAACAAAAUCAGAAGGGGCUGCCCGACCUGCCGCGUACCGUCCGACUUCGUCUGCCCGAGCUUCGUCUGGGUGGAGGCGGGCGAGGAGAAGGAGCGGCUGAUCGAGAACUACAAGCAGGCGUGCAACAACACCGACUGCAUGCACUUCAAGAAGGGUGCCGCCAACUGCCCGUUCGGCAACAAGUGCUUCUACCGGCACGCGCUACCGUCCGGCGAGCUGGUCGACCUGGGGGCGCCGUCCCGCCGCCGCAACCCGAACCGGGCCGCCCGGGGGCACAUCGAUCCGCUGCCGCUGCAGGAGGUGCUCGCGGCCCUGCUCGCCCGCCGCAGCCUGACCCUGCACGACGAGCUGCUGACGUCGCUGUUUUCCGACCUGGACGACUCGGACUACGAUCUCGAGUCGAACGUGCGCGGGUACGGUUUCUGGUCCGACUCGUCCGAAUCCGCCGACGACUAUCUGUUCGACAUUGUUUGAGCCGUUUGAGCGCGGAGGAAGGGGGGGGCACGUGAAAUUUCAGAGAGAGAGAGAGAGAGAGAGAGAGAGAGAGAGAGAGAGAGAGAGCCAAAGCAAAAUUGCACGGUACACACAUGCAAAACAUUCAAACACACACUCAUACCCACACACAUACAAAUACAGGUUGAAACAGUGUUAGGUUCUACGCGAUUCUGCUUGUAGAAAGCUGCUGUACGUGUGUGUGUGUGUGUCUGCGGAUUGUUAAAUAUUGUAUCGUUAGUUCGGACCGUUAUUAUUAGUACUAUACAUAUAUAUAUAUUCCUCGCGGGAAAGCAACUUCGUUCCGGGGGAGGGGGGAGGGGGUGAAUUUAUCGCCAGCAAAGGAUAAACGAGAAAACCACUUCAAAAAAUCGCCAAAUACCAAAAUCGAAAGUGCUAAGCCACGGACGGAGGCCAUAAUAGGGAGGUGAAGAAGGGAAGGAAGGAGAGAUGGAGGAGGGGAGGGGUGCACACACACACACACGCUGCAGCAGCAUUCCGUCGCCACUAUCCAGUGGUUGCUCAAAAGCUUUUUCUUACUUCCCUCCUCUUUCCCUCUCUCUCUCUCUCUCUCUCUCUCUCUCUCCUCGAGUCACGCACACACACACACACACACACACAUUGUCCUUCCAAAACCAAAACACUCUCAGCUUAAUCUACCUCAUUCUCCCAUUCUUACCUUCCCCCACCCCCCGCCUCUCCCCACCAUCUCUGCGACUGUGAUGCCCUUGUGUUAGUGUGCGUGCGCGUGCGUGUGUGUGUGGUGGUGAAUUUUAAAUGCAGGGUUGCAGGGACACAAACAAACACAAACGCAAGAAGCAAGAGCAAUUAGAGAAUAGUCAACAAAACAAAACGACCCAUCGACUCAUCAACCCCCGCUCCCGCCCGUUCACAAAACACACCGGUCAUUUGCCAGUUCCAACUGUGAGGCAGUGACGCACCCCGUCCCACCCUCUUUCUUCGCUUACUGCUUGAUACAGGGUUUUCCAGGGGUUCUCAUAGUUGUGAGACACUUCCUUGGCUCUUUCCUAUGGGAAGUGAACUUCUUAUGAUGGAAAUUGGACUCUAUGGCACCCUUGAUAGAUGGGCUCUUGGAAAUUCCUAUUGGAUUAGUCCAACAAGGGUGCUAUAGAGUCCAAUUCCUAUUGCAGUUAAGUUCAUUUCACGUAAGAAGCAGUCAAUAAAGUGUCCCACUGCUAUGAGAACUGCUGGAAAACCAUGUAAAGUUGCUUUGUAAUUCUUUAUUUUUUUUUGUUUUUUUUGCUGUAUUACAUCGCGGUCCCUCGCCAAAACGCGUUCGGCGAUGAUGAUAGACUUACCCUGGCGCGCCGUCGUGGUGCACACACGUGUAUAGAUGUAUUUCUUUUUGAACUUCGGCAGAAGGGGGGAUGGGAAGGGGGGGCGGCUCAUCAUUAUUUAAAAUUCAAUGUUUGUGUUUUUUUUUUCUUCUCUGCUCCGUUUCAACACUCCAAAUGAGCAUUAGCAUGUAGGGCAGAUCGUAUAGUGUGUAUAGUGCGUGUAUAGUGUGUAAGGUUCGCUGUGCAAAAGUGUUAUGCGUGCGCGCGUAUGUGUGUGUGUGUGUGUGCAAAGGCCGUUUUGUUUGACAGUCUGCUCCAGUACUGCUUUUCCCCGUUUGUAAAAGUGUAUUUCUCGGAGAGAGGGACACAAGCAAACGGUGCGGGCACGGCACUUCCCUCAACCCGCUACCCCGCUCCACUAAAAGCGCACCAGACACACACACACACACGCACAUCGCCAUUAUCAUUCGAAAUCAUUAAAUUAUUGUUAAACUCUACUUUUCGGGGUUUUUUUGUGUUUUUUUUCUCUUUUGCUUCAAAAUUGUUAGGUUAUGGCCCUUGCGAGACGUGCACAACGCAGUGAAUACAGUGUAGCAAGAAAGAAACAGACGAACAAACCGGACAUAAUCAAACGAUUGAAAACUUAGUUAGUAUGUGCGUGGGUGGGUGGGUGUGUGCGCGUGUGUGUACGGCAUUUCGUCUCAUUUUUAAUUAACGCGACAACACACUUUCUGACACUUUCUUCUUUGGCACAACAACUGGCAGGAUAAACACGUCCUGCGUAUCGGUCCAUCAGGGACCGGAAUGUUUUUAAGACGUGCGAGUAACUUUUCUGAUGCGGGUGGUGAAAAAUUUGAAGAAAAAAGAACUCCAAGCUCUCGUGUGUAUACUCUAACGAUAUAUUAUUAACGAUCUAUAUGUUGGAUUAUUUUUGUGAUAAAAGAAAAAGCAAACCAAGCAA